AUGGCUCCUCGUUAUACAGAUAUCUCUACACGUGCCGCUAUUCUCACUUUAAAGUCCCGCUUUGUGGGUAGAUCAACGAGUCAGAUUAGUGAGAUCCUAGGCAUCUCCCCACGCACUAUCAACUCUAUCUAUAGCCGUGCCUGCCAGCGAGGCUUUGAGCCAAAUGGACCAACCUUAAAGAUUCUUCCUGAAUAUGUUGAGGAUGCUCCUCGCUCAGGCCGCCCACGCAAGCAAGAGGCUAUCCAUGAAGCUACUGUUGAGAAAUCUCUACGGUCACGACGUCUCUUCUACCACGGUGUGGAGAGUCCUCAAGGCAGCAGGAUACAAGAAGACCAAGCCGACGAGGAAGCCUGGGUUGACGAAGAAGAUGAGACAAGAUAG
Molecule: messenger RNA, 381 nt
Organism: Alternaria atra
Lineage: Eukaryota; Fungi; Ascomycota; Dothideomycetes; Pleosporales; Pleosporaceae
Exons: 2
Coding region: 1-381 (126 amino acids)
Source: RefSeq, a predicted model, not a curated record